CGGGCACUGCAGGAAACCAGCAAAGGGAUGAGUUAAGAUGGAGUUACGACUUUGUUGGGCUCUGCACACUUUUUGGCUUGUGUGACAUGUGCCUGCACCUACCGUCUGGCUAGCACUUGCCCCCCGGACGGUGCGCCUUCCCACCAUUCAUUCCCUGUGUAAUCCUCACCACAGCCUUCAAAGGGUUGCUGUUUGUUUGUGUGUCUUCGUCUUAGGUUCUAACUUGAAAGCGCCCCAGAGGCAGGGUUGUUGACCUCGCCCCUUUUAUCCCUGGCCCCCCGCGGGGAGCCGUUGGAGUUCAAACGCUUCUUUAAUUGGGAGAAGGCGAGCCUCGCAGGGUGGGAGGUUCGAACCAGGCUUGCGAAGGCUAAGUGGGCCCAGCGAGUUGGAAGAUGACAUGUGGUUUUGGUUUUGCUUUGUUUUGUUUGGAAUGAACAUGUGUGGAACACACCUACAAGGUGUUCGCUUAUCUGCUCAGGGGAAGAAUGAAGAACAAGCCCCGCUCUUAAUAGAAAGCCUGUUCGGUGCUUGUUUUGUCUCAGACUGAGUGUGAGGCCUGGAACGGAGAGGUACUGGCUUCAGCUUCCUUGACUCCCUGCUGCUGCUCAGUGCACAAACAGUUACACUUGAAAAAUGGCGGAAGCCAUUUUCCAUGCCCCAAAGAGGAAAAGAAGAGUGUAUGAGAAUUACGAGUCUCCAUUUCCAAUCCCUUUUGGUCAGAAAGACUUCAGAAUAUUCCGUGCUGAGAUGAUAAACAACAAUGUGAUUGUGAGGAACGCAGAAGACUUUGAGCAGCUGUAUGGGAAAGGUUAUUUUGGAAAAGGAAUCCUGUCUAGAAGCCGGCCAAACUUCACAAUUUCAGAUCCCAAGCUGGUUGCUAAAUGGAAAGAUAUGAAGACAAAUAUGCCUAUAAUCACAUCAAAGAAGUAUCAGCGUAGUGUAGAAUGGGCCACAGAGCUCAUACGAAGACAGGGGAAGGAUGAGAGUACAGUGCAUAGAAUCCUUGAAGAUUACACAAAACCACUUGAGCAUCCUUGCCUAGAACAGAAUGAAGACGUUCCAUUGCAUGAUGAGAUGAACUCUGAAAUGGUUUCCAAAAUAGAAUCCAUAGCAGAUAGAACGAAACUUUCUGUGACGAACGGAGACUUGGGAAAGUCAGAUGAUUCGGAGGAUCCCAGCAAGCCAUCAGACCGCCUGCAGGACGGCUCUGGGCAUGACCCACUGGCUGCAAACGGCUUCGAUAAACACUUAUCGGAGGUCCCUGCACCUCUGUCCCACAUCCAUUGUAGCCAAAGAGAUGUCCUCUCGCAGUGUGGUGCUCGGGCCAGCGGCCAGCGAGGGGGUCUCCCCUGUGCCAGAGAGGGAGGGCCUGCUGAUGAGUACGUGCUGGUGGAGGAAGUCGUGUGUGAUGUGAGCGAGAAGGAAGAUGCCCCGAGUGAGAAAUCGGCACAAAAGAAGAGACUCGUCUGCAGAAGAAAUCCGUAUAGGAUCUUUGAGUAUCUGCAGCUCAGCCUGGAGGAGGCCUUCUUCCUGGUAUAUGCUCUGGGAUGUCUAAGUAUUUACUAUGAAAAGGAGCCUUUAACAAUUCUGAAACUCUGGAAAGUUUUCACGGUAAUUCAGCCCACAUUCAGGACUACCUAUAUGGCGUACCAUUACUUCCGAAGCAAGGGCUGGGUGCCCAAAGUGGGACUUAAGUACGGAACAGAUUUACUGCUGUAUCGAAAAGGACCUCCAUUUUGCCAUGCAAGUUAUUCUGUCAUUGUUGAGUUAGUCGAUGACCAUUUUGAGGGCUGUCUUCGAAGACCUUUCAGUUGGAAGUCACUGGCUACCUUGAGCAGAGUGUCAGUGAAUGUCUCCAAGGAACUCAUGCUGUGCUAUCUGAUUAAACCCUCUACCAUGACUGACAAAGAAAUGGAAUCCCCAGAAUGCAUGAAGAGAAUUAAAGUUCAGGAAGUGAUUCUGAGCCGCUGGGUUUCUUCACGAGAGAGGAGUGACCAAGAUGAACUCUAACACUUGACCUCAGAAUUCUGAUUUCACCAAAAAAUAUUUAUUGAGUCUCCUACAAUAAGCCAUGCUCAGGGCGAGGUAAAGGGUCCUUGUAUUGUGAUUGGCCAUUAAUGGAAGGUUUUUAAAGGGCAUGGUGCUCCCCACACCAGAGAACUAUUCGUGUUUUAAAAAGAAAUUGCACCGGGAGAAGAAGAGAGCCCUGUGCCCGGACGUCCGCUCUGUCCUCGGCGGGCACCAACCGUGGCUGCCCCGCUCCUCGCCUCCAGGCCCCGCUCUGCAUCCUCAUCUGCUCAGUGAGGAGCGUGGACAGAUGAGUCUGCAAUGGGGAGCCUCUGUUUUACUCUAACCUAACCUCUACCUGGUGACAGUUACAUGAGGUGGCACUCGACAGGUCCCACAGCAGCACUUCAUGUGUCAGCAUCUCGUUACCACAUCCAGUCUAUUCCCAAAAGAGUGCCGGAAGGCAGAUCUGGGGGCUGCAGGACACCAUGUUCCAUCACUCUAAAUGGAAAAAGUUACACGUCUCCGCUUGUCCAAGAGCUUCAACCAAUUACUGAAGCACAUAACAGUCCAUUUAAUAGUUAGCAAGGAUUUUUGUAUCAGAGAAAGCAUUUAAAACAUCAAUUACCUAAUUAUUUGUCAGUUUACUAAUUGGUAGGCAUGUUUGUGUAGAAUACACAAUAUUUUGCAGUAUUAGAAAAAAGGUGCACCUUGCUUCAGUUAACUUCUUUGAGAUAAAAAUAGGUGGUGAAAUAAUGUGUGAAGGAAGAUACAAAACGAGUGCAGUUGACAUUUAGUAAACACAGUAAACAGAGCCUUUUUUUAAUUGGUUGGAUCCCAAGGCAGAGUUGCCUGAGGAGUGGCAUUUGGAGGCUAGAGGGGGGAAGUGGGCAGAGGGCAUGGGGAUGGGGAGGCUGAGCGAGAGGGAGCCAGCGUAGGAGUGAGGGAGCAAUGGUCUGAGGCUCGUCCGCGGUCCAGAUUCGAGAAGCUGGCGGACAGCCCCUCCUCGGCAUUAAAUGCUCCAGAGUAGAUGGGUCAGAUCCAUCUUUGGAAGCUGAGACAAAAA
Messenger RNA from Pipistrellus kuhlii (Kuhl's pipistrelle), 3073 nucleotides. It is a transcript of the gene TSEN2, whose product is annotated as tRNA splicing endonuclease subunit 2. Gene Ontology annotation, cellular component: tRNA-intron endonuclease complex. Gene Ontology annotation, biological process: tRNA-type intron splice site recognition and cleavage; tRNA splicing, via endonucleolytic cleavage and ligation. Gene Ontology annotation, molecular function: tRNA-intron lyase activity; nucleic acid binding. Bases 634 to 2010 code for a protein of 458 amino acids. The transcript is spliced from 13 exons. Lineage: Eukaryota; Metazoa; Chordata; Mammalia; Chiroptera; Vespertilionidae. The record is from RefSeq and is a predicted model, not a curated record.